Saprolegnia diclina VS20 is the source of this 576-nucleotide messenger RNA. Its product is annotated as molybdenum cofactor biosynthesis protein C. Lineage: Eukaryota; Oomycota; Saprolegniomycetes; Saprolegniales; Saprolegniaceae. Bases 1 to 576 code for a protein of 191 amino acids. The transcript is spliced from 2 exons. Gene Ontology annotation, biological process: Mo-molybdopterin cofactor biosynthetic process. The record is from RefSeq and is a predicted model, not a curated record.
AUGAGAGGUGAGCGCCAAACGCCACUACACAUCAUGCUGCUCGGUCGAAUCGCUCGUUGGCCGCCGGUCCGCGCGAGCUCGUCGCUGCAUGGCCUUACUCAUGUCAACGCCGAGAAGCAGCCAACCAUGGUGGAUGUGAGCGGCAAGGCCGUGACAAAGCGCACGGCGACAGCGCGCUCAAUCAUUCGUUUGCCACCAGCAGUCAUGGCCGCGCUCCGGCACGACGCGGAGCUCGUGAGCAAGAAGGGUCCGGUGCUGUCGACUGCGACGCUUGCAGGCGUCAUGGGUGCCAAGCGCACGAGCGAUCUCAUUCCCUUUUGCCACCCACUGGGCCUCGAGAACUGCAAGGUGACCCUUGACGUGCGAGACGCCGACUCGACGAUCCACGUGCACUGCUCGGCGACCGUCACUGGUCGAACCGGCGUCGAGAUGGAAGCGCUCACGGGUGCGUCCAUUGCUGCGCUGUGCGUCUACGAUAUGUGCAAGGCGCUAUCCCACGACAUUGUCAUCACCGAGACGCGGCUGCUGGCUAAGACGGGCGGCAAAGCUGAUUUUACGGCGGCGCCAGGAACUUAG